Molecule: messenger RNA, 2062 nt
Organism: Pungitius pungitius (ninespine stickleback)
Lineage: Eukaryota; Metazoa; Chordata; Actinopteri; Perciformes; Gasterosteidae
Gene: mccc2
Product: methylcrotonyl-CoA carboxylase subunit 2
Exons: 17
Coding region: 110-1804 (564 amino acids)
Biological process (GO): L-leucine catabolic process
Cellular component (GO): methylcrotonoyl-CoA carboxylase complex; mitochondrion
Molecular function (GO): methylcrotonoyl-CoA carboxylase activity
Source: RefSeq, a predicted model, not a curated record
GGCGAUAGAGUGCUACUACCAUUAACUACAGAAGAAGAGGAUCGGCGCUAGAUUAGCUAGCAAGCUAGCAUCUACAAAGUGCACGGUUAGACAGUCGUGAGGAUCAAACAUGCUUCUUAGGACGGUAAAGCCGUGGUUGCUUCGUUGCAGGAGUGUGUCUCCGGCUUACACGAGGUCUUACUACGCCGACCAAGUAGCUCGACUCGGCUCACUGCCGGAUAAACAGUCCUCUGAAUACCAGGAGAACUAUGAGCGAAUGCAGGUUAUUGUUGAUGAACUGAAAAGCCGGACAGAGAAGGUCAAAUUGGGUGGGGGAGAGAAAGCCAGAAGACUUCACACCUCUCGUGGCAAACUGCUUCCCAGAGAGCGAAUAGACCGACUGCUGGAUCCGGGGAGUCCUUUCUUAGAGUUCUCUCAGUUUGCAGCAUAUGAAUUGUACGGAAAAGAGGAAGUCCCAGCAGGCGGCAUCCUCACUGGGAUCGGACGGGUUUCAGGGGUGGAAUGUGUUAUUGUUGCAAACGAUGCUACUGUAAAAGGAGGCACAUACUUCCCAGUUACAGUGAAGAAACACCUUCGUGCACAAGAAAUAGCCCAGCAGAACCACCUGCCGUGCAUUUACUUAGUGGACUCAGGAGGGGCCAAUCUCCCCAGACAGGCCGAAGUCUUCCCAGACAGAGAUCACUUUGGACGUAUUUUCUACAACCAGGCCAGGCUGUCUUCAGAGGGAAUAGCACAGAUUGCUGUGGUGAUGGGCUCCUGCACUGCAGGAGGAGCGUAUGUACCUGCCAUGGCAGACGAAAGCAUCAUUGUUCGCAAGCAAGGAACCAUUUUCCUGGGUGGACCUCCGCUGGUCAAAGCUGCUACUGGGGAAGAGGUUUCUGCAGAGGACCUGGGUGGUGCUGAUCUUCACUGCAAAAAAUCAGGUGUGACGGACCACUAUGCUUUGGAUGAUAACCAUGCAAUCCAUUUGGCUAGAAAGGCGGUGAGAAGACUCAACUACAAGAAAAACAUCGAGGUCACUAUAGAACCCACCGAAGCCCCUCUCUUCCCUGCAGAUGAACUCUACGGGAUCGUUGGAGAUAACCUGAAACGCAACUUUGAUGUCAGAGAGGUCAUAGCCAGGAUUGUAGAUGGCAGUAAAUUUGAUGAGUUUAAGGCUUUCUACGGAAACACGCUUGUUACAGGAUUCUCAAGAAUAUUUGGUUACCCCGUCGGAAUCAUCGGCAACAACGGCGUCUUGUUCUCGGAGUCGGCGAAAAAGGGGACGCACUUCAUCGAAUUGUGCUGCCAGCGAAACAUUCCACUCAUUUUCCUCCAAAACAUAACAGGCUUCAUGGUGGGUCGAGAGUACGAGGCAGGCGGAAUAGCCAAGGACGGAGCGAAGAUGGUGACCGCCGUCGCCUGCGCCAAUGUUCCCAAGAUCACCGUCAUCAUCGGCGGCUCCUACGGCGCCGGGAACUACGGCAUGUGUGGCCGAGCCUACAGCCCCCGAUUCUUGUACAUGUGGCCCAACUCCCGAAUCUCUGUGAUGGGCGGCGAGCAAGCCGCCACCGUCCUGGCGACCAUCACCAAGGAUCAGAGGGCACGAGAGGGAAAGGAGUUCACAGCAGAGCAAGAGGCUGCCAUGAAGAAACCAAUAGUGCAGCGGUUUGAAGAGGAAGGCAGUCCAUACUUCUCCAGUGCCAGACUCUGGGACGAUGGCAUCAUCGACCCCACCGACACUCGUCUGGUUUUGGGACUGAGCCUGAGCGCUGCGCUGAACGCGCCGACCCAGAAGACCCGCUUCGGGGUGUUCAGGAUGUGAUGCUGGCGUGAGCUCGUACAGCUGGGGACUCCAGAUGUGCUUUGUACCCCAGCUAGUCUGUUUUUGUAUUUUGGACUGUGAGGUGUCACCAGAUUAAGAGCAGGAAGUCCCACAGCCUGGGCUCGAUGCUGUGCCUUUUUGAUUGUUACUGUUACACUCAUUCCCCUCUUUCCCCUCUCACUCUGUCUAUUCGUUUGUUUGUUUUCUAUCAAGUUCUGUAAAUUAAGAAUUGUAGAGAUAAUACAAAAGUUAUCAAAA